CGUGCGACAGAGAUGGUAGUCGUCUUAGAGUAGAUCGACGGAGUCAUCUUCAUAGCCUUUAUAAAACGUGAGAGGGAAAGAGGGGACUGACCCGUUAUCUCACUUUGGAUUUCCACUAAUACCACAAGGCAUCAUGUCUCUGGAGGGGACUGUGAGGGCCCAGACUCCACUGCGCAGGGAGCCACUCACUGAAGCCAGCUUCCUGGAGGAUCUCUGCCGUUUUAUGGCGAACAGGGGUACUCCUAUCGAGAGGAUACCACACCUGGGCUUCAAGCGGCUUGAUCUGUUUUUGAUGUUCAAGAUUGUGCAAGAAUUUGGAGGCUUUGAUAGGGUGACAGCGUUUCAGCAAUGGAAGCAGGUGUACAAUGUGCUAGGGGGGAACCCUCAGAGCACCAGCGCGGCCACCUGCACUCGACGACACUACGAAAAGCUACUUUUGCCCUACGAGUGCCACCUUAAACAGGACCAGGACACGGCCAUGACCCCUACCCAACCACAGAAAAGGUCUCACCAUGACAGCUUUCCCCUGGAGGAGAAGGAAGGGCCAAGGGGUAAAAAAUUCAGAGCAGGAAACAGAAUCCUGAACCCUACACUAGCCCAGAGAUCUUGUGACCUUCUUCCGGAGAGAGGAAUAAAGAGCAUGCCGAAGCCUGUGCAACACCAACCAUAUCUGAACAUCAGCCUCCCUGACCUGCCGGCCUGUCUCCCUGUCUCUCCUAAUAUGCCCCCCCGUCCAAACACUCACCCUCAAGUCCACCCCCAGCCUCAUCCUCCACCCUCCACCCAUCCACCCUGCUCAUUCGCCCACCCGGUGGUGAGUGACGGGCUAAAGCAGCAGCUGGUGAAGCCUCAGCAGCUGGAGAAGGAACACCCCACUUCCCCAGGGCGUGAGGAGCCACUGAACCUCAGCCUCAGACAGGGUGGUGUGGAUACUGUCCGUCAGCCGCAAUCCUCCUGUAACUCGCUUGAAAACAACAAUAAGCCCAAGUUCCUAAACAGGGUCUCCUCGCUGUACUCUGAUUGGAGCAUGAUUAAGGAAAAGGAGUGUAUGUUACCAAGAGCUGCAGCAGCAGCUACAGGGGCUGGUCUGACCCAGCCACACACUCGUUCUCCUGGUGUCCAGGAACAGCCUGUCAUUGACCUGACCUCCUCCCGUGACAUAUCUCCAGCCCGGUCAUCAACAACCGAAACUAACCUCGGCUCCUCACCUCCACUGGGCUGCAGCUUAAAGCCUCAGAACCUCAUGGUUAAAGGAAUCCAGGGAAGAAACCUCAAGCCAUCACCCAUAGGAGAAGUGGAGGGGCCUCUCAAGCUAAGCUAUGCCCAUUCCCGAUUGGAUCUCCCCACGGCUUCCACUGGAAAAAUGCAGACCGAGACCCCAGGGGUACCUCUGCAGGGCAGCUUCAAAUUCCUCCAACACAGGCCUGGCACUGUGGAUGUGAAGGCCAACGGGGAUCUUGUGAUGGCUGGGGAAAAGCAGUGGUUUCGACAGGCUGCUGACAAACUCCCCAUGACUCACACCCCUUCUGACCUGAGCUUCCUUCUUCCUAAUCGUGAUGGCAGGAUCACUCUGGGGGAGCCUGCACACUGGAAAAGCGUCAUGAAAAGACAUGGGAGCCUCACCUACCCUGUUGCCCAGGAGCAUCACCUUGGAGGCCACCACUACCUCACCAGCCAGAGCCAUCACCCAGAUUCAUUAGCCAGCAAGCCCUGCAACUCACAGUCUGCACCAAAACACUGCGGUGACACCACCCGUCCCCUGCCAGGUGCUUUCUACGGCAUACCGGACAUCGGUGAUGUCAACCGCCAGCUGUCGCCAUGGUGGAAAGACCCUGAAGCCCAAAGACUGUUCCACAUGGGACGCCUGUACUCUCUGGAGCUUCAAGCAGGCAGGGGCCACCCUGAUGCCCAGCCUACAAGCAGCAUGCAGUUUCCCUCUGCCACGCACAAUCCGGAAGCCCCUCACUGCAGACUGGGGCCAACCGGAGCCUCAGGGCUGCUUAAAGGCAUCCCAGCAGCAGUGACGGGACCCCCCUCAUUCCUCAAGGGCAACCUCCCUUCAUCGCCACUGCUGUCCAUAACCCCUGAGGAAUACACAAGCCUGAGGCGACUUGUCUACAGCUCUCCAUAGGGAGGGCAAAGAAGACAGCGUGCCAGACAGCUGCUGCUGUUGGAGGUUUGUGAACUGCCAUCAGCAGGAAGAGAAAGGGUAGUUUUCACCUCUUGCAAUUUUAAAACGUUGUCCAUCUAUGGAGCUGAAUGUUUGCGUAAACAAAUUAGGUUAAGUACCUUGCUCAAGGAUACAAAACUGGGAAUCAAACCAGGAGGAGCAGGGCUCAUAUCCCAAGGAGCCCUGCUCCUUACCAAUAUCCCGCACAGCUUUUUGUCAGAUGUCUACUUUUUUGAAUGCUUGGACAUUACUGUCUAAAGAAGCAAAGAAACCAUUUUUAUGUUUCACAGCUUUUCGGUGCAGGUCCUUUUAUGAAUGAUUUUUAAAAUCUCAUAUCUGGUUUUGUUUUGUUUGUAUGUUUCAUAUGUAGCAGAAGAUUGGUGUUAUAUAUGUGAUGUAAUAAAGCUAGCAUUAAAAUGGAUGGACUAAACUGUAUGCAGAAAUCAAGAGAUCUUCCACUUCCAGGCUAUUUUAUUUAUGCAUAACUGUAUGAA
Molecule: messenger RNA, 2664 nt
Organism: Megalops cyprinoides (Indo-Pacific tarpon)
Lineage: Eukaryota; Metazoa; Chordata; Actinopteri; Elopiformes; Megalopidae
Exons: 6
Coding region: 134-2131 (665 amino acids)
Biological process (GO): regulation of transcription by RNA polymerase II
Cellular component (GO): nucleus
Molecular function (GO): transcription cis-regulatory region binding
Source: RefSeq, a predicted model, not a curated record